CCUUUUCUUAAAAUAAAACAAAACAAAAAAGGUCCAUCAAGCAUACCAAUUAUACAGAGUAUGCAAGACUAUUUCCACUUUGUUUAUAUCUCAUCCCUUUUCAAUGCAAAGUGUUUACCAAUUGAUUCCUUGCGUUCAACCUUUCCUCAAGUAUUAACAUUUCACUAUUUCAAGAUCAAUGAUCUCCCUCCUCUAUCUAUCUGAUCCUCCCAACAUACUUUGAUAUAUGAUUCCUCGGCAUUGUGCAACCAAAGGAUCAACAUUGAUCAACACAUCCUGACUUCGCUGGCACCAUUCACUAUCAGCUCAUCAUUCUACCCCAGCCCUCUGAUCAUUCAUAGGAGUAUUAUUCCUCGGUGGACAAUCUUUCUAUGUGAAUUAUCUUGUUGCGUCCCUCUCAAGAAACAAACUGAUAAUAAAUCAUAGUUGAUUUGACUAACAGACACCAACUACUAUAAAAGACUUCCUCGAAUCCUGCAAGCUGGGACACUGGGACUUUCCUGAGACAAACAAAUUCCAAAUACACAAUCCAAUACUCUAUAAGCAUCGUGAAAAAUGACAUCUAUUGCAUCUCCCAUAGCAACACAUCCACCCUCCAACGAACCUUCUCCUCAGCGCGGCCGUAAACGACGUCGAUCCUCCGCUGCUUCUCCACCACCAGCAACAACCAGUACAUCCACCAACUUUCGAGGCCGAGUUCGUCAUCGAUCACCUCAUACUUCUCAUCUACUUACAUCCUCACCGAGACCAUUAUCCUCACCUCUCAACCCCAAAACAAGCAACCCAACCACAACAUCACUUGCAGCCACAGCUCCUAAUACCAAAUAUCAGAAGACGCGCUCUACAGCCACAACGACUAGUUCUUCCCCUUCAUCAUUUAUCUCAAUCCAUUCUCCACGUUCAAAGACUAGGAGAAGUCAAUCGCCCUCUCGCUCGCGUAGCAAGGGUCACUCCUCUGACAGGGAUGUUCCACGGCGGAGACAGAGGACGAGAAGUAGAAGCCGAGCGCAUAGGGUUUCAAUUGAUGAGAAGGAUGAUAGGAAGGGAAAGUUGAAAACUUUGUCCGGAAUAGAAGGGACUUAGGAUUUAAUAGGCUGAGAAAGUGAUUGAUUUAAUCUGCAAACAGAGCCAAGUUGGCCGUGGACACUUGAGAAGUUACCUCACUUGAGUUUGGUGACUACAUCUCGGAAAAUCAAGAACCUUGAUUAAGAUUUGUUUCUCGGAUACCAUAAAUAUAGGUGUCUUUUUCAAUCAUGGUCAAGGGAGCAAGGAUGCGUGAACUGCAUGAUGGGUAUAUUAAUGGACUCGACAUGGAAUAAAAGAGCUUGCUUUUCUCCCAUUCAAGAAAUGAUGCACAAGAAGAUAUCAGGUUGACAUCUACCCCAUAUUCCAUGAUGUUCAUGUGUAUAUGUAUGUAAUUCGCAAAACGAUCUGAUCGAGUACUCCGUCCGUACUAUAUACAUGCCAAGCCUACCUCACUCACUUCCA
Molecule: messenger RNA, 1488 nt
Organism: Sclerotinia trifoliorum
Lineage: Eukaryota; Fungi; Ascomycota; Leotiomycetes; Helotiales; Sclerotiniaceae
Source: the annotation of a GenBank genome assembly